CUCACGAACUCUUUCUCUCCUCUCCUCCCCAAACCCAAAAAAUCCCUUAUCCCCUGGAAGCUAGCCCCCCUCCCUCCAUUCCUCCUCGACCAUGGCGGCGAUGGCGUCCUCCUCCAUCUCCGCUUCCCUCCGCUCCCUCACCGCCGCCGCCCCGGCCUCCCUACUGAAGCCAGCCCCCGCUCCGUUCCUGGUCCUCCUCUCCCCGACCCUCCCCCGCCAACUCCACCUCCGCACCACCCGAACGCGCUUCCCCCUCGCCCCGCUCGCCGCCUCCGACUCCUUUGAGUCGUCCACCGCGGUCGACUUCGCUGAGCCGAGCGCCGAUGCUGAGGAUACGGAGGAGUUCACCGUGGAGGAUGAGGCUGUUGAGUCGGUUGCCGAGGAGGUGGUUACGGAGGAGGUGGAGGAGGUCGGGGAGUACGUCGAGCCGCCGGAGGAGGCCAAGGUGUACGUCGGGAACCUGCCCUACGACAUCGACAGCGAGCGCCUCGCGCAGCUCUUCGAGCAGGCCGGCGUCGUCGAGGUCUCCGAGGUCAUUUACAACAGAGAAACAGACCAAAGCCGUGGAUUCGGGUUUGUGACCAUGAGUACUAUUGAGGAGGCUGAGAAGGCUGUGGAGAUGUUCCAUCGCUAUGAUGUGGGUGGGAGGCUGUUGACUGUAAACAAGGCAGCUCCUAGAGGUGCCCGGGUGGAAAGACCUGCCCGUGACUUUGGUGGGUCUUCAUUCAGGAUCUAUGUAGGUAAUCUGCCUUGGCAAGUGGACGACUCUAGGUUGGUACAGUUGUUCAGCGAGCACGGCAAAGUGGUCGAUGCCAGGGUUGUCUACGAUAGGGAAACUGGGCGCUCACGAGGAUUCGGUUUCGUAACAAUGGCGUCGCAGGAGGAACUUGAUGAUGCUAUUGCUGCCCUUGACGGACAGAGUUUGGAGGGGCGUGCCCUAAGAGUGAACGUUGCAGAGGAGAGGCCUCCGCGAAGGUUUUAAUGAAGAUGUACUUUGGCAGUGGACUACAGCAGGCUUUCUGCUUAAGAGGAUGAUGGCACGGCUGAUUCUGGUUUAGAGUUUAGACCGUCCAUUAUCCUCCCAUCCUUGCCCCCAAUGUCUUCUCUGCCCCCGCUGUUCCAUUUCGCUGUCUGUCUGUUGGUUCCCAGGUCUCAAUUUGUCGAUGCAGUUGGAAAGUUUUGUCUGACAUGUUUAAGCCCCAUGGGUCCUAAACCCAGGAUUCGUGCUCACCAGAUAUAUUGAAAAAAAAGAAUCGAAACUUCUUGUGAUCCUUCUGAUU
Messenger RNA from Brachypodium distachyon (stiff brome), 1280 nucleotides. Its product is annotated as 28 kDa ribonucleoprotein, chloroplastic. The transcript is spliced from 4 exons. Gene Ontology annotation, molecular function: mRNA binding. Gene Ontology annotation, cellular component: cytosol. The coding region runs from base 92 to 982 and encodes 296 amino acids. The record is from RefSeq and is a predicted model, not a curated record. NCBI's taxonomy places the organism in Eukaryota, Viridiplantae, Streptophyta, Magnoliopsida, Poales, Poaceae.